This is a messenger RNA of Clarias gariepinus (North African catfish), 2413 nucleotides long. RefSeq names its product BTB (POZ) domain containing 6a (gene btbd6a). Gene Ontology annotation, biological process: neurogenesis. Bases 208 to 1884 code for a protein of 558 amino acids. The transcript is spliced from 4 exons. Lineage: Eukaryota; Metazoa; Chordata; Actinopteri; Siluriformes; Clariidae. Gene Ontology annotation, molecular function: protein binding. The record is from RefSeq and is a predicted model, not a curated record. Gene Ontology annotation, cellular component: cytosol.
UACACGAAGACGCAAAUCGGUCCCAGCGCUGAAGCUCCGCAUUCGGGAAAAGCCGUUACAGCGUAACCGAGCAACGCAAGUUUUUUUUUUUUUCCCACCCCGUUUAAACUCACUUCCCUCAUCAUAAACGCUUUGAACUUUUGAUUCGACAACAAAGGAGUUUAUUUAUUUCUGUAUCUAUUUCGACCUGAUCUGAAGGACGAUGCGAUGAGAAACAGGGAGUUCGGGAGCGGGACGGUGCGGCUGGAGGCGGCGGAGGGAGAGCAGCGGGGCGGAGAGCAGCGGGGCGGAGAGCGGGGCAGACCGCGGGGGUUUCCGCUCCGAGCGGCGGAGGAGACAUGCGGGCAUCACGGCCGCAUCAUGAAGGGGCUCGCGUUCCUCCUGCUGCUGCCGGCGGCGCUCAAGAAGUCCCGGAAAUCCGCCAAGGGCUCGGGGAGAGCGCCGACCUGCCUGACCCCGAGGAUGAAGGUGAAGCCCGGCGCGGAGGAGCAGGAGGAGCCCGGGAGGACCGGGAGGACCGGGAGCACCGCACUGACCCUGCCUGAGGAGGAGAGCCGCGGCCCGGCGGGGCAGAGUGACAGCACCGCGCCGAGGGAAACACACACACACCGGGGACACACACACACCAACCUCCGAGACAGGAAUGCGAUGAUGUUCAAUAACGAGCGAAUGGCGGAUGUGCACUUCAUCGUCGGCCCUCCAGGAGCGACUGAAAAAAUUCCAGCACACAAGUACGUCCUGGCCGUCGGGAGUUCGGUUUUCAGCGCCAUGUUUUAUGGCGACCUUGCAGAGGAAAACUCCGAGAUCCAGAUCCCAGAUGUGGAACCGGCUGCUUUUUUAAUCCUGCUCAAGUAUUUGUACACCGAUGAGAUCGAGCUUGAGGCGGAAACAGUCGUCGGGACGCUCUACGCAGCCAAGAAGUACCUUGUGUCUGCGCUGGUUAGAGCGUGUGUGCGCUUCCUGGAGUCGAGGCUGGAGGCGGGUAACGCUUUUGCACUGCUUUCUCACAGUUAUGCGCUGGACGAGUCCGAGUUAGUCCAAAGCUGUUGGCGGGUCAUCGACGCGCAGGCUGAGCUGGCGCUAAGAACCGACGGCUUCCUCCAACUUGACUCCGGUACUCUCGAAAACGUCCUGCGACGCGACUCGCUGAACGCUAACGAAUCUGCCGUGCUGCAGGCGGUACUGGCGUGGGCCGAGGCAGAGUGCCAGCGGCGUGGCACGAGCGCCACAGCUUCCAACAAGCGAGCCGUCCUAGGUGAAGCGCUUCACCUUUUACGUCUGCCCGCCAUGACGCUAGAAGAGUUCGCUAACGGUGUGGCUCAGUUUGACUUCCUGACUCCGCAGGAGACGCGCGAUAUCUUCCUGUGGUUCACCGCAGCUGAGAAACCAAGGCUGGAUUUUCCCGUGUCGCCGAGGACGGGGCUCGAGCCGCAGCGGUGCGGCCGAUUCCGGUCCUCGUCGUACCGGAGCAAUCAAUGGAGAUACCGAGGACGGUGCGACAGCAUCAGGUUUGCGGCGGACCGGCGCGUUUUUGUGGCUGGACUCGGACUUUACGGAUCCAGCGUACGGGAGGCCGAGUACAGCGUCCAGAUCGAGCUGAAGAGACAGGAGGAGACGCUCGCACAGAGGCUGACCAAGUUCAUAUCGGACGGUUCGAGCUCAGUGUUCGUGGUGUUUUUUGAGCAGGUGGUCCAGGUGGACCCGGACGUUUUCUACACCGUCAGCGCCGUUCUAGACGGAACCGAGCUAAGUUACUUUGGACAAGACGGCCUGACAGAGGUCCGCUGUGGUGAAGUCACAUUCCAGUUCCAGAGCUCGUCAGACAGCACCAACGGGACAGGGGUGGAGGCGGGGCAGAUUCCAGAACUCGUCUUCUACACGUGAGGACGUGGACCGGUCCUUAAUGCACUUGGAUUUAUCUGAGCAUUCUUGAUUACAUAAACAGGACACUAUGACACAGGACACUGAAGGGGACACGCGAUUACGUUCCCCUGACAGGCAACACUGGGACAGAAACACUGGGGGAUGGGGGGGGGGUGUCGUCGUGGACACGUGGGGAUUUGGACUGGUCACAGGGAAUUAUCACAAGUCUAAUCAGAUUUAUUUACUGAAUCAGGACGCAGGUUAGCGUUUUCAAACGGAAUGCUCUUCAUGAUCUUAUUUAUUUCUUUAUAUUGUACAGCUUAACUUAAACCCAUGUUACUUUUUUCCUAUUUCUAUCACACACAUAAAUCCGCCUGUGAACACUGACAUGGGAUUGUACUGCUCUGAGAAGCGUGACUCUAAUGUAUUUUAUUUAUUUAUUCUUUAUGUUCUUAACAGCGUGACGCUGGCUGAGAGAAUACCGAGGCUGAACAGUUGCUGAUUAGCAAUUCAUUACUUCCUUGCUUAAAAUAAAAAAUGUCACAUAAGC